Mauremys mutica (yellowpond turtle) is the source of this 2492-nucleotide messenger RNA. RefSeq names its product angiopoietin like 6 (gene ANGPTL6). The transcript has 6 exons. Bases 310 to 1866 code for a protein of 518 amino acids. Lineage: Eukaryota; Metazoa; Chordata; Testudines; Geoemydidae. The record is from RefSeq and is a predicted model, not a curated record.
AGGAAUGAGCAGGAUGUAAAUAUUUACAGCUGGGCUCGGAGCGCUGCACCCAGACCUGAUUGCGGGGCCGGGGGUCAGGAAAGGCAUCCCCAUGCCCCUGCUUCUGCUUAGUGUCACGGGCUUUCUGCCGGGAGAGCCCUGCCCAGACGGCCGGCCUGGGGGUGGGCAGAGGGGCUGGGAGCCAGCCCUCCUGGGUUCUAGCCCAGCUCGGGGAGGGGAGUGGGGGGCUGGGAGCCAGGACUCCUGGGUUCUGGCCCUGGCUUGGGGACAGGAGUUUAGGUGGGUGCUAACUGGGCUCUUCCACGUCUAAUGCGGCUGCUCCUAAUUUGUCCCUUGCCCGCCACGCGGGUCGGCGCUGGCCACCUCCUGCCCGCCCCAGCACUGAUCGCACCGGAGCUCCCCCUGCGGCCGAGGGAGACGCGCCGGGAAGUAACGGAGCCCGGCGCCAUGGCCCCCUGGCCCGUGGCCCUGCUGCUGCUGAGCCUGGCGGGGCUGGCGCAUUCGGCGAGUCGUGCGGAGGAGCCGGGGCGCAGCCGGGGGGCGCGGGCGGCCGAGCCCCCCGCCGGGGCCAAGUGCACCUACACGUUCAUCGUGCCGCAGCAGAAGUUCACGGGGGCCGUGUGCUGGAGCAGCGGGCGAGCCGCCCCCGAGGCGCCGGUGCCCAACGGCAGCGAGGCGCGGGCGCUGCAGGAGGUGCUGGGCCGGCAGCAGGCCGAGCUGCAGCGGCUGCGGGGGCUGGUGGAGGUGGACGGCGCCCUGGUGAGCGAGGUGAAGGCCCUGCGCAAGGAGAGCCGCGCCAUGAACGCCCGCGUGGGCCAGCUCUACGCCCAGCUGCUGCACGAGAUCCUGCAGCGGCGCCAGCGGCCCGGGCUGCUGGCCCAGCUCGAGGGGCGCGUGGCCAACGCCUCGGACCAGGCGCUGCGGCUGGCCGCCGGCUACCGCCAGCUGGAGCUGCGGUACCAGGCGCUGGCCGCCCUCGUCAACGACCAGAGCGCCCUCAUCGCGCGGCUGGAGCGGCGGUGCCAGGGGGGCGCCGGGCCGCCCCCCCCGCAGCCCCCCCUGGUGCCAGUCGUGCCCCCCCGCCUGUCCGGCAUCGCCAACGAGAGCAGGGCCUAUUUCGACGCCGCUGCCCAGCUGCAGAUGGACCAGACGGAGCCGGCGCCCCCCACGCUGCCCCCCAGGGCCCCGGGGCCCUGGCGUGACUGCCUGGCGGCACGGCGCAGCGGGCACGAGGCCAGCGGGGUCUACGAGGUGCAGCCGGCGGGCGCCGGCCAGUCCCUGCAGGUCUGGUGCGAGCAGGAGCUCGAGGGGGGGGGCUGGACCGUGAUCCAGCGGCGCCAGGACGGCUCCGUCAGCUUCUUCACCACCUGGCACCACUACAAGCACGGCUUCGGGACGCCGGCGGGCGAGCACUGGCUGGGACUGGAGAGCACCCGCCGGGUGACAGGGCAGAGCCCGGGGCCCUACGCGCUGCGGGUGCUGCUGGAGGACUGGGCGGGGCGCCAGGCAUACGCCCACUACGACCGCUUCGCCCUGGAGCCCGAGAGCGACUCCUACCGGCUGCGGCUGGGCCGCUACCACGGCAGCGCCGGGGACUCGCUGGCCUGGCACGACGGCCGCCCCUUCAGCACCCUGGACCGGGACCACGACGCAUACAGCGGGAGCUGCGCCCACUACCACAAGGGCGGCUGGUGGUACAACGCCUGCGCCCACUGCAACCUCAACGGGGUGUGGUACAAGGGCGGGCACUACCGCGGCCGCUACCAGGACGGCGUCUACUGGGCCGAGUUCCGCGGCGGCGCCUACUCCCUGCGCAAGGUGGUGAUGAUGGUGCGGCCCGCGCUGCCCACCCCUGACGCCACCUGAUGCCUGAACCCCCAGAGCCACCCACCCCCGAUGCCGCCCCAACCCCCGGAGCCGCCUGAACCCCUGGAGCAACCCGCUGCCUGAACCCCCAGAGCCACCCACCCCCGAUGCCGCCCCAACCCCUGGAGCCGCCUGAUGCCUGAACCCCUGGAGCCACCCACUCCCGCUGACGCCUGACACCUGCACCCCAACGCCGCCUGAUGCCUGAACCCCUGAUGCCGCCUGAACCCCCGAUGCCACCUGACACCUGAACCCCUGGAGCCACCUGACACCUGCAUCCCUGAUGCCUGAAACCCCAGAACCACCUGACGCCUGAACCCCCAACGCCGCCUGACGCCUGAACCCCCGACGCUGCCUGCCCCCAAUGCUGCCUGACACCUGCACCCCCGACACUGCCUGAUGCCUGAACCCCCAGAGGUGCCCGCCCCUGAUGCCGCCUGAUACCUAACCCCGGCUCAGCCGGGUCCCUGCGCCCGGCUCUGCCAGCCCAACAGCUCCUGGGACACCGGCUCAUCCGGAUCCCCGCACCCGGCCCUGCCAGCCCAGCCAGGUCCCCGCGCCCGGCCCUGCCAGCCCAGCCGCGCCCGGGACGCCGGCUCAUCCGGGUCCCCGCGCCCGGCCCUGCC